AAUCAGAUCUAAAAGUUCUAGAUAGUGUAACUCAACCUUACGAUGAAAGUGUAAGGAGGGUUGAAAGAGGCUCAAAAAUUAUAUGUGCUGCAUAUUAUGAUGUAUUCUUGAUACUACAGAUGCCAAGAGGAAAUCUAGAGACUAUAUAUCCACGUGCUUUGGUCUUAGCAUCAGUCCGAGAUUUUCUUGAUAAAUUUGAUUAUUUAUCAGCCUAUAAAGCGUGCCGAAAACAUCGAAUUGAUCUAAAUAUUUUAUAUGACCAUAAACCUGAUUUAUUCUUGAAAAAUGUUCAAUCUUUUGUUACUCAAAUCACAAAAGUUGACUAUUUGAAUUUAUUUCUGUCAAGUCUAAGAAAUGAGGACGUUACAAUAACAAUGUAUUCUCAAAUUGGAAUUGGUUCUAAAUCUUCUUCCUCUUCUACAGAUUUACACGAUGUGUCCACAAAAGUUAAUACAAUAUGUGAUGCUGUACGUGCUGUUUUAAAAUCAAUGGACACCAAAAUAUAUCUCCAAUCGAUAAUAACAUCAUAUGUUCGAAAAACACCACCUGAUUUGGAAUCUGCAUUAAAUUUACUAGCAAAAUUAAAAGGCUUGUGA
Messenger RNA from Scutellospora calospora, 596 nucleotides. NCBI's taxonomy places the organism in Eukaryota, Fungi, Glomeromycota, Glomeromycetes, Diversisporales, Gigasporaceae. The record is from the annotation of a GenBank genome assembly.